Molecule: messenger RNA, 1253 nt
Organism: Haliotis rubra (blacklip abalone)
Lineage: Eukaryota; Metazoa; Mollusca; Gastropoda; Lepetellida; Haliotidae
Product: galactoside alpha-(1,2)-fucosyltransferase 2-like
Exons: 3
Coding region: 120-1241 (373 amino acids)
Biological process (GO): carbohydrate metabolic process
Cellular component (GO): membrane
Molecular function (GO): galactoside 2-alpha-L-fucosyltransferase activity
Source: RefSeq, a predicted model, not a curated record
UGGUGUGAACAGGCUCCACAAGUACAGAAGUCUCCACAAAUACAGAAACGCUGCUCUCUACAGACAGGUUCCAGUGUUACAGACAGGCUCUACAACCAGGCUCCACUGUUAGAAGUACCAUGAAAGUGUGUUGGGUGUCCAAGUACUAUCGACGUGGCGUCGUAGCAGUCAUUUGCCUUGGUAUUAUCCUGAUGACCUUCACAAAGACUUCACCGUGGUCAAGGUCGCAAUUACAGAAUGAUCUGGGUCCUGAAUUAGAGGCACAGCGAAAGCAGGCAUUCAAACAGAUUUCGACACCUACAUCAACGACAUUCAAACAGAUUCCGACAGCUACAUCAACGAUGACGACAACAACACUAAAACAAUGCCGCGAUGAUUUUCAAGAAAUAUUUGAGAAAGAGAAACGGUAUAUAUGUUUUGACAUACCGGGCAGAUUGGGGAAUUUCAUGUUUGCAUACGCCUCGGUGUAUGGAAUGGCGACAAAGGUCAACAAGUCAGUGGUGACCAAAACGAACAACUUUCUGAAGUACUUCCGGAUAAAAGCCAAGGUUGUCAAUGACUUUUGUGUUUGUGAAACAGCCAAAUUUGUCUACGAGGACAAACAUUGUCAGUUUAGCAAAGAUUUGCUGAAUUUGACCGAGAAAAUAAAUUAUCGGCCUUUCCGGUAUUUUCAGUCGUGGAUGUACUUCCGGCAUGUCGCAGACGACAUCCGCCAACAGUUCAGGUUCAAGGACGAACUGCGUGAGAAAGCCGUCAGCAUUAUAAAGGGUUCUCGAGAAGCAUUUGUAAAACAACAAAGAGGCAGGGGCCAUGACAACGUAACGACUGUCGGCCUGCACGUGCGCAGAGGGGAUAUCACCAACAACAGGCACUAUGUUGAGUACGGAUAUAUGGUAGCUCCCCCGCAGUACUUCUCCACGGCAAUGACGUAUUACAGAAACAAAUACAACACAACAUUGUUCCUGGUAUGCUCGGACGACAUUGCAUGGUGUAAAGAAAACAUAAACGGAAGUGACGUCAUGUUCAUGGAAGAUAAUCCAUUCGAAGUAGAUCUCGCUGUAUUAACCCAAUGUAAUCAUUCCAUAAUGUCGGUGGGAACAUUCGGUUGGUGGGCCUCGUUCCUGGCAGGAGGCGAGACAAUCUACUAUAAACAUCCAGCCAGAGACGGAAGCAAGUUAAGAAUGCAGUUUUCAAAGGAUUACUCAGACUUCUUCUACCCCGGAUGGAUUGGUAUGGAGUGAUGGACCACAAUA